GAAAAAUAUCAUUAUAACUGUUGAUAGUAUACGAAAUGUUACUCAAGAUAAUGAUUCAUUCAUAAAUGAAAUUAUUUUUAAUGAAAACGAACAAGAAAAUCAUCUUGAUGACUAUGAGAAUAAUAAUAAUGUUAGUGAUGAUCAAGAAACUUAUUUUUAUAAAUCAGAUGAAUGUUAUGAUAAUGAUAAUUGA
Messenger RNA from Funneliformis caledonium, 193 nucleotides. The record is from the annotation of a GenBank genome assembly. NCBI's taxonomy places the organism in Eukaryota, Fungi, Glomeromycota, Glomeromycetes, Glomerales, Glomeraceae.